Molecule: messenger RNA, 676 nt
Organism: Mesocricetus auratus (golden hamster)
Lineage: Eukaryota; Metazoa; Chordata; Mammalia; Rodentia; Cricetidae
Gene: Cfap97d1
Product: CFAP97 domain containing 1
Exons: 6
Coding region: 39-533 (164 amino acids)
Biological process (GO): sperm axoneme assembly
Source: RefSeq, a predicted model, not a curated record
AAGGUGUCUCAUUUCUGAAGUGAGACUAGGAGGAGAAGAUGAACAAUUCCCUGGACUACCUGGCCUACCCUGUUAUUGUCUCUAAUCACAGACAAAGCACAACCUUCAGGAAGAAACUGGACUUUGGCCACUACAUACUGCACAAGAAUAGAGUACAAAUAGUGAAGCCUGCUGUGGAUACCAAACCUCCAAUGGCGCACACACAUCACAUUUUAAAACUGAGCAAACUCCAGGGUGAACAAAAGAGAAUCAACAAAAUCGAAUAUGAAAAUAAACAACUAUGUCAGAAAAUCGCCAACGCCCAUCGAGGCCCUGCCAAAGUGGACUGCUGGAAUGAGUAUCUUUCGAAAAGCUUAAACAGAGAAGCAAGGAACCGAGAGCUAGUGAGAAUCACCAUGGAAAACCAGGGCAUUCUAAAGAGGUUGGGUGACCGAAAACCCCACUAUGAGCGAAGGGCAUCGGAAAUGGACUGGCAGAAUUCAAGGCGCUAUAUCAGAAACACAACAAGAUAUCUUCUCUCCCAAGAGGAUUAGACACAAGGUGACUCACCACGGAAAACACCGAGAAGACCCUGGGUUUCCUGAACACUUAUAAUCUCAAGAUACUCCUGAGUGACCACAUUGACCCAUCUUAGGGUGUUACAAUAAAGCUUGGCACACAAAACGGGGGAGGCAAA